This is a messenger RNA of Nasonia vitripennis (jewel wasp), 980 nucleotides long. It is a transcript of the gene Trs33, whose product is annotated as trafficking protein particle complex subunit 6b. Bases 325 to 855 code for a protein of 176 amino acids. Gene Ontology annotation, cellular component: cis-Golgi network; trans-Golgi network; TRAPP complex. The transcript has 2 exons. The record is from RefSeq and is a predicted model, not a curated record. NCBI's taxonomy places the organism in Eukaryota, Metazoa, Arthropoda, Insecta, Hymenoptera, Pteromalidae. Gene Ontology annotation, biological process: regulation of GTPase activity; endoplasmic reticulum to Golgi vesicle-mediated transport.
CGUAAACCCUAACGUAUACGCUCAAUUGUGGACGCAGCCUACCUGUAUGGCGGCAGGCGGACUAUAAGUAUAACCAUUAUCAAAGCUGACAGUGACAGUGUAAAUAGACGAAUAGUAUCAAUAAACAUAAUUCUUUUACUAAUACUCCUACUUUCACAACACAUGAGCCCUCUAGAUUUACCGAAAAUACACUAUUUUUUAUGAAUUGAGUAUGCAUACAUUAUUCCUGUAAAAAUUUUGCCAUAUUCAAAGUGCAGAUUAAAGAAUCUAACCUAAAAGUGAAUGCAUCAAGCAAGUUUUUUAAUCAAUUUGUAAUCUGUAAUAAUGAAACAUCAAUUAACUGAUGUGAAACCGGCUUCCAAUACAAAAGCUGAAGCUGAUGAGUCUCUUUUUGAAUAUCUUCAUGGAGAAAUGGUUAAUUAUGUCAUUGGUAAAACAUCAAAUGAUGGAAAUGAUAAAGAAGAGGAUCUUUCAAGUCUGGAAUGGAUGGGUUUCAGUGUAGGCUAUCGGAUCAUUGAAAGAUUAACCAGGGAAUGGCCUAGAUUUAAAGAUGAGUUAGACAUCAUCAAAUUUAUUUGUACAGAUUUUUGGACUAGUCUAUAUCAUAAACAAAUUGAUAAUUUGCGAACUAAUCACCAUGGAGUUUAUGUGCUACACGAUAAUGAAUUUCGAUUAUUAGGAAAAAUUGGAAAAAGCGGAAGUAAACAAUAUUUACAAGAGAGCCCACGCUUAUUAGCAUUUACAUGUGGACUUCUCAGAGGAAGUUUAGCAAAUCUUGGUAUUGCAUGUACUGUUAAAGCAGAUGUUACUGCUCUUCCAAGUUGUAAAUUUAAUGUUGAAGUUCAAAGAAUAUAAUUUAUUUUAAAAAUUAAUAGAGUACUUGUUACACAUUAUUAUUUAUAAGCAACUGUAAGUUAAUUGUUUGAUGAUUCAAUACUGUAUAUAGCAGAAGGUAUUAAAAACUUUAAUUUAUGUCUAAA